Leptopilina boulardi is the source of this 1499-nucleotide messenger RNA. RefSeq lists its product as uncharacterized. The transcript has 2 exons. NCBI's taxonomy places the organism in Eukaryota, Metazoa, Arthropoda, Insecta, Hymenoptera, Figitidae. Bases 152 to 1117 code for a protein of 321 amino acids. The record is from RefSeq and is a predicted model, not a curated record.
UUUAUUUAAGCAUAUGUUCUUGUCAGUUCGGGGAAUAAUAAUGCGAACUACACUUGUGUGUAUAUAUUGACAGAAUUCAUCUCAAAUAGGUAUAAAUUGAAAAUACAUCACAAAUAAAUUAUUACAACCUACUUUUAAAAAGAUUCUAAUCAUGGCUGUAUCAAAGAAUGUAAUUCUUUUGGAAAUUAUUUUUCUUAUUACGUUGUGCUCCUGCAGCAAUAAUUCUACAUUAAAUGAGGAACAAAACUCGAGGAAUGAAGAAAUUGCACGUCUCACUGCUUUAGGAAUGGUGGAGGCAGAAUUGUUUUACGACUUAAUGCACACGGAAAAUUUUUCUAAAAAUUGUUCAAAUAGAUUAGAGAAAAUGAACAGUACUCAUAAAGGGGUGUUCAAUGCUUUAAAUGGACUAUUCCUAAUAGGUCAUACAAGGAAAACAGGUCAAGAACUUUUUAACAUACUUUAUGAAGAAGUAACUGCUAAAUAUGAACGCAAUAAUCUGUCAGCUGUAAUAAGUUUUGAAGAUUGCUUUUCAAUUAUGCAUUACACUAGUCAUGGCUUUGAACGAAUAAUGGCUGAAACGGAUGAAGGUAGACAAAUGAGGAAUGCUUUUUACAGAUUAGCAAUUGUACAAUCUAAAGAUCCAAAUAAAUAUCAUAAUUCUAUAUUGUAUCGAGGACAAAGCGAACUUGAUACGUGGUAUGAAAAACGUUAUGUUAAAAAUACAACGGAACGAUUGAAAAGAUUUACUUCAACAUCACUAGAUGAUUACGUAGCAGCUAAAUACGCACAAGAGAGAGAUAAUAAUACUGACAUGACUUCAACACUUUACGAGAUGCAUUUUCCAAGCCCAUUUUUGAGUGCAAAUAUUGACAAUAUAACAUACUUCUCUUAUGAAAAAGAAACAGUUCUGCUUCCAGAUACGAAAUUAUUUGUUAACAAUAGGACAAUAUUCGAAAAAAAAACAUUUUUCGCCUAUGGUGAUCCUGAUGCUAUUGAUUUAAGAAUAAUUGUAACUCAUGAUGAUGAAAACUUGAGUAUAUUUGAGCAACAGAAACGGGUAAUGAUAAAAUUGAAAGAACUAAAAGAUUCUGGUACAAAAUUUUAUGUGGAUUGUUAAGUAUCUUUCUUUAUAUUUUCAUAAUAGAAAGAGGGCGAUAAAAUCGAAAAUUUUCAUUUUUAACUCACUAUUAGAAAUUACAUUGACUUUUUAUUUACGUUGUAAUCGAAAAGAAUAUUUUUUUAUUUCAUUUUCCUUUAAAGAAUGUUUAAAAUGUAAAAAAAUAAAAUUACAUUAAAGUCCUUUGUAUUUUCGGUUGGUUUGUAUUUUGUUUGGUUUUGUGGGAAAUAUUUUCUCGUAGAAUAUUACUUUUGGAGAAAAAAUAUUAGAACGAUUAUAUUUUGCAGAAAAAAUAUUAGAAAGAAUAUUCAUUUUGCACAAAGUGAGAUUCAAUCAAAUUUAAUUUUUGGCAAAUUAAUUUUCAUCUAAAUAAAAUGUAUGC